AGCUCUGUGAAAACAUGAACUGCACAAAUGUUUCCUUCACCACUAAGUCCAGGCUUGCGUCCCAGCCUGUCUCUAUCACUGUGCUGAUUUGCCUGUUCCUCAUGAUUGGGUUUCUCCUGAACAUCUUCAGCUUGUGGGUUUUCAAGUACCGUACUCCAGAGUGGAAGUCUGGAACGGUUCUCCAGUUCCACCUGGCCAUCAGCGAUCUUAUUUUAUGUCCUCUAGGACCCUUUAUAGCGGUUAACUUUACACUGGGAUACUGGCCUUUCGGACAUCUGAUGUGUCGGCUCAAGAUCGCCCUGUUGUUCAUCCACUUUUAUUCCAGUAUCUUUUUUCUCACUCUCAUAAGCAUCCACCGUUACGUAUCUGUGGUCUACCACAGUCAGGAAUUCCGAAUGAUACAAAAGGACUUUGUAAAGAAGCUUUGUCUAGGAGUUUGGGCUUUCAUUCUGAUUAACGGUGUGGUGUAUUGUCUGCUUCUGGGUGCAAGCGGAGAGGAGAAACACAUGUUGUGCUACAGCAUCCACCAGGGAGAAUACAAGGAGAAGUAUUUUGCUUUAAAUUUUGUUCUACUCGUCCCCGGAUUCCUGAUCCCAUUCAUGAUAUCAGUAGUGUGCUACAGCCGUUUGGCAAGAUCCGUGUCCAGCAUCAACGUCUGUCAUCUAAAAGGCAGGCAAAUGAAGAGUAAGUCACGCAAAAUGAUUGCUGUUUGCUUGCUGAUAUUUGUAGUGUGUUUUUCACCCUUUCAUGUGAUUCAAAGUUUAAUGGUUGUGGUCAAGGAAUUCUACCCCGAACACUGCCACCUGCUUUUGCAACUGGAGACAUUGUACUACGCCUCCUGGAUCCUGCUUACAGCCAACUGCUAUCUUGAUCCACUGAUCUACUGCUUUGCCUCACAGAACUUUCUGGUAGCCUUCCGCAGCUCCAUGAGAAAAAUAGGAGUCAGGUUCCAAUCAACUCAUGAGAAUAUUGAGCACGACAGCCCUCAGACCACAUAUGUCACCCCCACGCCAAGGAUGAUUAAGAGGGAAAAUAUGUCCAUAACUCACUUAUAA
Molecule: messenger RNA, 1055 nt
Organism: Tachysurus vachellii
Lineage: Eukaryota; Metazoa; Chordata; Actinopteri; Siluriformes; Bagridae
Product: cysteinyl leukotriene receptor 2-like
Exons: 2
Coding region: 15-1055 (346 amino acids)
Biological process (GO): G protein-coupled receptor signaling pathway
Cellular component (GO): plasma membrane
Molecular function (GO): G protein-coupled receptor activity
Source: RefSeq, a predicted model, not a curated record